AAUUGGCUUGGAACAAAUUUAUCUAUCUAGCAUUGUAAUGCUGGCUAUAACCUUCGCACCGUAAGAUAUAUUAAGUCCAUAGACCAGAGAAUAAGUAAUUGAGGUGAGAGGUUUACAACAUGCAUGAUGGAAGCUGUUUGAGUUUUCUAAAUUAGUGUUAUUCUCCAUUAGUACUUUAGAUCAAUUAUUUCUUGAAAAAGACAAAACGUCUUGUCUGCGGUAGCUGGAAACAAUUUACAAGUGAUUAAAUUAAGAGAGACUAAUCUGCGAGGAAAGGUACCAAGAUCAUUGGCAAAUUGUAGAAUGUUGGAGUUUCUUGAUCUUGGUAACAAUCAAAUCAGAGAUACCUUCCCUUAUUGGUUGGAAACUCUUCCUAGAUUGAAGAUUCCCAUUUUGCACUUCAAGAAUUUCUAUGGUGCAAUUAAUGUUCCAUAAUUCCAUGUUUCCUGAUCUACGGAUUGUUGACCUUUCUCAUAAUGGAUUUGUUGGUUCUCUACCAACAAAAUACUUCAACUUGUGGAGUGCCAUGGUAGAUGUUGAGAAGGAGAACACAAAAUAUUGGCAUGCAUAUGGCAAUUAUAUAUUGAAUGGCUUAAUUGGUGCUAGUCCAUACCCCUACUCAAUGACAAUAACAAACAAAGGAGUGAAAAUGGAAUAUGCAAAGGUAUUAGAGAUUUUCUCUGCCAUUGAUCUUUCUUACAACAAAUUUGAUGGAGAGAUUCCAGAUGUAGUAGGGAGCUUAAAGGGACUUCAACUGCUCAACCUUUCCGACAACAUCCUUGUUGGUCCAAACCCACCAGCCUUGGGAAAUCUCAAAAAUCUUGAAGCUCUAGACCUUUCUCAAAACAAACUUGUAGGAAGCAUUCUCAAGCAGCUGACGCAACUCAAUUUCCUUGAAGUUUUCAAUGUAUCUUACAACCAUUUGACAGGACUUAUCCCGAAAGGCCAACAAUUUGAUACAUUUGAUAAUAGCUCAUUUGAUGGGAAUUUAGGGUUGUGUGGAUUGCCACUGUCAAGGAAAUGUGACAAUUCAAAGGCCUCACCUCCACCAUCUUCCAACUCUAAAGGAAAUGAAGAUUCUGGAUCACUAGCUGAAUGAAUUUGGCUGGAAAGCAGUGGCGUUGGGUUGUGGAUGUGGAUUCCUUGUUGGUGUGGUGAUUGGAAACAUUGUUUUUGCAAGAACAUGUGAGUGGCUGAUGAGGACUUACCGAAUUAGGAUGUCAAGAAGGAGAAUGAUGGGGAGGAUCCGUUGAAGAUGAAUGUUUAUCUGUUGGCGGUAGUCUCUUUGGCUAUGUAUUCUUUUGCCUAUGUUUCUUUGUUUUUUCUUAUUUUUAUUUUGUGUGUGCGAACUGUUGUACUUUAAAGCUGCAUCAAUAAAUUGCACUUCAACUU
Rubroshorea leprosula is the source of this 1392-nucleotide messenger RNA. NCBI's taxonomy places the organism in Eukaryota, Viridiplantae, Streptophyta, Magnoliopsida, Malvales, Dipterocarpaceae. The record is from the annotation of a GenBank genome assembly.